Messenger RNA from Phalaenopsis equestris, 1904 nucleotides. RefSeq names its product IQ domain-containing protein IQM1-like. The transcript is spliced from 10 exons. Lineage: Eukaryota; Viridiplantae; Streptophyta; Magnoliopsida; Asparagales; Orchidaceae. The coding region runs from base 366 to 1904 and encodes 512 amino acids. Gene Ontology annotation, molecular function: protein binding. The record is from RefSeq and is a predicted model, not a curated record.
AAAAAGACUUUCUUUUCUCCUCGCGUUUUUUGUUUCUUUCAAAAUUCUUCAGAAUUGAAAAGUCUACCUGCCCUUCAUGGUAUUUAUAGUGAAAGGUGCAAUCUUUCUGAGUGCAUUAAACUUCAGAGUGUGUCUGCAAGCUAAGCAUUGUCCUCUUCCUCAUCCUCCGAAGAUUGGAUUUUGCAGAAGUACGUGUAAGGAAGCUCACUUUACUGCUACCUCACAAAUCAAUACAUGGCUAUUCUUCUUCCGUUCUUACAGAACAUUGUUUGAUUUUUUCACAAAUUAAUCGUUGUUUUCGGAAAAAAACAAAAUCAAAUCUUCCGUGCUCAAAUUGUCUACUUGAUUGGGAAAAAAACGCCAGGAUGACAGUCAGUUCACCGAAGUGUAAAAAAGGCAAAUUUGAAAUUAAGCUGCUGCCCAUUUGUUCCAGCAAGGUUGUUUCUGAAAAUUUAUUAGGCUUGAUCACUUCGGUGCUGCAAAAUGAUUAUCAAAAAACCGAAAUUUCAUGGAAAAACUUGAACUUGGGUGAUAAUAUGUUAAAAUCAACUCAUGUUGAUGCUGCAAGAGAUCAUAUAAGACUUCCUGAGUCAGUUUCCCCUCAUCCAAUUCGCAAGAUGCACUCUGCAGCUGUGAAGUUACAGAAGGUGUACAAAAGUUACAGGACUCGAAGAAAUUUGGCAGAUUGUGCUGUUGUCGUUGAGGAAUUGUGGUGGAAGGCAUUGGAUUUUGCAUCUCUUAAGCACAGUUCAAUAUCGUUCUUCAAAGAUGACAAGCCCGAAACGGCAGUUUCGCGGUGGGCGAGAGCUCGGACGAGAGCUGCUAAAGUUGGUAAGGGGUUGUCUAAGUGUAAUAAAGCUCAAAAACUAGCACUACAACACUGGCUUGAAGCUAUUGAUCCACGCCAUAGAUAUGGGCAUAAUUUGCAUCUUUAUUAUGAUGUCUGGUUUGAAAGUGAGAGCACACAGCCAUUUUUCUAUUGGCUUGACAUUGGAUAUGGUAAAGAAGUUAAUCUUGAGAAAUGCCCAAGAAGCACCCUUCAGCAGCAGUGCAUCAAAUAUCUCGGGCCGAGAGAGAGGGAGGCAUAUGAAGUUAUAAUUAGUGAUGGAAAACUUGUCUACAAACAUGCCAAUUCACCCGUGCACACUUCUGAUGUUGCUAAAUGGAUUUUUGUUUUGAGCACCAACAGAGCUUUCUAUGUGGGUGAGAAGAAAAAGGGUACAUUUCAGCACUCAAGUUUCUUAUCCGGAGCAGCUAUAACAGCUGCAGGAAGACUGGUUGUCAAAGAUGGGUUUUUGAAGGCAAUCUGGCCGUACAGUGGCCAUUACCUCCCAACAGAAGAAAAUUUCAAAGAGUUCAUCAAUUACUUGCAGGAUAACAAUGUUGAUCUCACCAAUGUUGUGAGAUAUUCAGUCGAUGAGGACGAACAUUCCUCUUCGCUUAAGAAAUCAAAGAGCGAGGAGGCAUUGGAAGCAACACUCGAAGAAGAUUCAGAGAAAAAGAAUCGAAAUUUGACCGAGUCUGAUGAACUGAGUGAUGCUGAGGACACAGAAGAAGAUAAAGAGACUCAGAAGAAUGAAUUUAAGAUGGAAAAUGAUGCCGGAAAGGUUUCUUCGAUUGAGUUUACUAAACCCAUUUCACAGAAAUGGACGACGGGUCUCGGCCCACGCAUCAGUUGCAUGCGGGAUUAUCCAUCGGAUCUCCAAUUUCAGGCACUUGAGAAGGUUAAUCUUUCACCAAAGUUGGCUAUUUCUCCGAGUUGGGGUAAGGAUCCUAUCCCCUCUCCCAGGCCAAGGCCUAGUGUGAGAAUUUCUCCUAAGCUGGCGUUAAUGGGAGUUCCAAGUCCUAAAAGUAGGCUGGUGCGCUUCCAAAACCAGAGAGGAGAGAAUUUGAAUUCAUUUUAA